AUGGAUUCGAUGGCCGAAGUGAUCAUCAUCACUCUUUUGACGUCAAAGCUUGACCCUGCAACCAGGAAGUCGUGGGAGUUGUCGGUAGGACACGGCAAGCUCCCAGGGUAUAAAGAUACGAUCGCGUUCCUGAGGAAUCAUUGCCACGUACUGGAGCGCUGCGAACAAGGAGUUGGUCUUGUGAAGGCAAGAAAUCAGCAUUCUAUUUUGAAACCGGCUGCAGCACAAAAAACGUAUACGAUGACAGUUCAGAAACCAGACGACGGAUGCCCGAUAUGCUCAGCGAAACAUUUGGUCGACUCCUGCGAUGCUUUCAAGAAGCUACCGAUAGACGCGCGGUAUGAAAAAGCGAAGCAAUUGGGGUUGUGCUUCGGAUGCCUCAAAAAGGGACACCGGACGGCAUCUUGUAAGAAAAAAACGACUUGCCUGUCUUGCACGAAGAAGCAUCAUCCACUGAUGCACUAUGAAGAGAAACAAUGUGGCAGCUCGGAAUCUUCGGCAGAAUAUAAACAAACUAGUGGCAACCCGGAGCAACUAACAGCGGCGAAAUGCGUGAUUCCUGUCGAACCUAGCUUGGCGAAGAAACAGAUCUUGUUGGCAACGGCAAUUGUGAAAGUUUUUGAUUCUUGUGGUGUUCCAUAUGAUUGUCGUGUGCUGCUUGAUUCAGGUGCAAUGGCGAGCUUUAUUUCGGAGCGAAUGGCGAAUCUGCUAAACUUGCGAAGAAGAAGUGCAAACGUCCCCAUUGUAGGCGUAAAUGGGAUGAAGACGACCGUAAAGUUCAAGAUUAGUGCGAGAGUGGCUUCCAGGACGACGGAUUACAGUUUUGUUGUGGAGUAUCUUGUCAUUCCUCAAGUAAAUGGACCGCUUCCAGUGAAUAAAAUCGAUUAUUCGAGCUGGCCGAUUCCGAAUAAAAUGGAACUUGCAGAUCCUAAGUUCUUUGAGCCAAGUCGCAUCGACAUGUUGAUAGGUGCGGAGAUGUUUUUUGAUUUGAUUCAGCCAGGUAAAUAUCGAAUGGCCUCAGACUUGCCAGUGUUACAGGAGAGCUCGUUAGGCUGGUUGGUAGGAGGACCUGUGGGUGGUGCGACUGCGUUUAGCACCGCACGGGUGUGUCAAGUAAACUCAAUGAACAUUGGCAAUGAUCAGCUGACCGAGUUACUUCAACGAUUUUGGACGAUAGAUGAUCAGCAAAAUGAAGCGACUCCCAAACACGACGAUUUUUGUGAGGAUCAUUUCUUUAGGACACAUACUCGAAUACCGGAGGGGCGAUAUGUCGUGAAAUUACCAUUUCGAGACAAUGUUUGUGAUUUGGGCGCAUCUCGGCAGCAAGCAGAGAAGAGAUUCCACUCAUGA
Molecule: messenger RNA, 1350 nt
Organism: Armigeres subalbatus
Lineage: Eukaryota; Metazoa; Arthropoda; Insecta; Diptera; Culicidae
Exons: 1
Coding region: 1-1350 (449 amino acids)
Source: RefSeq, a predicted model, not a curated record